CUGCCUAUUCUAUCUUUUAACCCCUCAGUUUAAGUUUCAUUGUUUCCAAUUUAUAGUCUUAAACGUCCCCGCUCUUCUUUUGACUGGAGUUUUUAUAUAUUAAAACAAAUUUUAGCCAGUUUUAGCCAAAUCCUUAGAUAAGUAAAGAAAAUUCGUAAAUUUAUUUUAAAACUUGUUGUUCAAAAUGAAGAAAAACUACUUCUUCGACGCCAUACUGGUGUCUUCCACGUUGCCGAAUGCCGACUUCAUGCGGGAUACCAUGAGAGCGGAUGGGGGUCGUAUCUAUAGCAUACGUCUAUUUGACGACUUUGAGGAUCUGCCCAUCGAUCGGUUGUUCGUGGAGGAGUUCCCUCCGGGACCAGCUUUGGCUCGGUUCACGGCAAGUCCCUGCGAACUGAUCGGCUCACUAACCACCAGGGGCGUCUGUGUGGGUCUCACGGAGAACAAUGAGCAGAUUGCCGCUGGAAAUUUCAUGCUGGGACCUCCCAUCCUGCGCCAGCUGACGGAAUCUGCCUUCUCGGUGACGCAGAACAUCACGGUGGAGCUGUUCGAGGGCAAAAACUCAAAGUGCGUUGUUGAGCUCAUCGUGAAGAUCAGCUCCUCCGAUCCAGAUAUUAACCAAAUCCUGGUACCAUUCGGCAACUAUGACGUGUGUCGACCCGCGGAGCGAGACAUAAGCAAGAGGGACAUCAUCUUCACUUUGGGUCGCUCGGGUAAAUGUGGCACUAGCGCCUGCAUCACGGACGAGCGACUGAUGUCGCAUGCCGGGGCGCCCAACCCUUGUCCUCAUGCGCCCACUGAGGGUGCGGAGGCCAAGGGAGGUGCCGCCUCUAGUUGCGGUUGUUUUGUGGCUGGCAUGGAAGCACCGAAUGCGGCUGAGGAGGCGAAGGAAAAGGAGCGGACUGCCCUGAAGCAGCUCAUCGAGGAGCUGGGUCUGGACAAAGUCAAGGUGCCCAAGCCUCCACGAACAUUCGAAAAGUCACGUCGUUGGCAUACCUCCACUUCGAGCCUUACUCCGAAUACCACCUCCACAUGCCAUCCCAACGAGUUCGGUCCGGAGACUGCACCCAGGAAGAGGAAGGCUCUCUCGUUGACCGCAUCAAUGGAGCAGCAGGCACGUCGCAGGAUCCUGGGCCCGUAUCCCGUCGCAGAGCCGGAACUGAAAAACGAGCCCUAUAAGCCGCCACAUCUCUGCCCGCUCUGCAAGUCGGACAUCAGUUGGCUGCCCAAGAUCUCGGCCUGUCCAUAUUGUGGCUACAAGACCUUCGAAAUCAUCGCCUCUAGCGAGGAUCCCUACGAUAUGACGACCACGGCACAGCAACUGUUGCAGGAUUGUCUGCGCAAGGAGGUUUGUGAGAGAGACUCCUUCGCAGGAAUGGUGGAUCAAAAUGACAAAAUAGGCGACGGAUCUGAUAAACUCUCCCAGCAUGAUGAUCCCAAUAUACCAAACCGGUGCCUUUGCAUAUCCGGCCAGCCCUGUGCCCGCUGUCGCAUUCGCACGCUCUGCGAAAACUACGUCAAGAACAACGAGGUUAAGCAGCCGCCGUUGCCCCAGGCCCAAGCUGGGUCCAAGGACCAUUCCCAGCCUGUUCAAGGAAAGGAGCCAAAGCGGAAGAAGUCCACUACCUCACAGCGACAUUCUCAGCUGGUAUCCAUCUUCACGGAGAUGAGGAACAUGUAUGACCCGAAGAACGGCACCGCCGACAAGGCAGACGAUCAGGCCAUGUGCGAGGCUAUCUGCCACGGCACCAAGACUUCCAAGGCCAGGAGAAAGGCCAGAAAGGAGUUGCAGAAGGCGCUCAAGGAGAUAGACAAGGCAUACCCCAGCCCGCCCAAGAAGCGUGUCAAGAAGCGCGUACAGCGACCCAAAUCCAAGUGCUACACCUUCCUGAAGGUGCACAAGCGACCAUCGAAUCCCCGGAUUGGGCACACGGACUGCAUCUCGGAUGGCGCCUGCUCCGGCUACUGCAAGGUACCCUGCCACAUGGGCUGGAUGUGGACCAAGAGUGAGAUGGCGCGCUACAAGUCCUGGCGACCUGGAGCCAUUGCCAAGCCCAUUCGCCAGAUGAUGGCCUACUUCCUGCGCGACUAUCCGGCGGACAACAUCUGUCUUUCACGCUACCACUACCGUUGGAGGGGCAAGGGCAGUAAGGAAAAGCCCGAGGAGGAGCCGCUGGUGCAGCAUCCUAUGCUGCAAAUCAGUCGCAGGGGCGACGAGUACAUCAUCACUCUGCGCCCUUUGAAAGAUCCCAAAUCUCUGUCGGUCAGUGCCAAUCCGUUUGCGGACAUGAAGCCGGUGGUCUUCCGCAUCACCAAGGAUCCCAUGGCUGUGGCGCUAAGGGAAUUGAGAGAGUUCCUGCGGGAUAGUGGCUUUGCUCCCUGCACCUGUGGCCGGCCCCUGGCCAACUGCUUCUGCCGGACUCACAUCGAUAAGAAGCGCAUUCAGUACGAAGUGGAUCAGCAAUGUAGCCGCCGCGGUUUGUCCUUCAACUCCGACACCUUUACGUACUCGGCCGAGAGCGAUGGCGACGACAGCGAUCGGGAGUACGAGUUCGGGGUAACUCCACCAGUCGCAGUCAUCAAGCCGGAGCGCCAGCCAAGACCGGACAGGACCAAUACGGAGACGCAGUACCUGGAGGAGGACUGGGCCUCACCCUCGGUGUAUCCGCAUCCGGCCAGCAUGCUCGUCCAGUACGAUGCCUGUGUGAUGGCCGAGCGCAAGAAGAAGUUCAAUUGGCUCUACGGCAAGGGCAACGUCCAUGCGGAACCCAAGAAGCCAAUCAUGAAGAAUAAGUCCACCAAGCCGGCCAAGAAGAAGCUGCCCUUCCGCAACGCUGGCGGCUUUGAUGAUCCGCGUCGCUUUGAUCCCCCACCGCUAAAUAGGCCGUGGAAAAAGAACGCCACAGGGCGGUAGAGUUAGAAACUAACUUACCAAGUGUUUUACUUAAUGGACCUUAUAAUAAAAAUAAAAUCAGUUUUAGUGAAAUGUAAA
Molecule: messenger RNA, 2992 nt
Organism: Drosophila kikkawai
Lineage: Eukaryota; Metazoa; Arthropoda; Insecta; Diptera; Drosophilidae
Source: RefSeq, a predicted model, not a curated record